Messenger RNA from Rhineura floridana, 1028 nucleotides. RefSeq names its product chromosome 1 C8orf82 homolog (gene C1H8orf82). The record is from RefSeq and is a predicted model, not a curated record. The coding region runs from base 137 to 778 and encodes 213 amino acids. The transcript has 3 exons. Lineage: Eukaryota; Metazoa; Chordata; Lepidosauria; Squamata; Rhineuridae.
CUUUCUACAGGGAUCUAGAGCCUGGGGGGGGCAGGUCCGUCGUUGCGCGGCUCCCCCAUAGUACUUCCGGUUAGACUAGGCCUGAGUAUCGGCUGGCAGCCGUUGGCUGCGCCGGUCGGUUAGUACUGAAACCAGGAUGCGGCUGCUGCGCGGUGGGCUUCGCUUCCUGCUGUGGUCAGGGACCCGUCGCGGGCCCGGCCGGCCCCUCUACCAGCAAGGCCAGAGUCCCACGCCCCGCACUCGCGAGUACUUCUACUACGUCGAUCACCAGGGACAGCUUUUCCUGGAUGAUGCCAAAGUCAAGAACUUCAUCACAUGUUUCAAAGACAAGCCAUUCCUUGUAUUCUUCUUCAAGCAACUCAAGUUGAACCAGAGCGGUCGCUAUGAAGACUCCUUCCCUUACCUAUCACCCUGCGGUCGGGAGCACAACUACAUCCGCUGCGAUGACCGGCCCAUCGUCUUCACCCACCUCCUGCAGGCAGCAUCUGGAGAGGAGCAGUUGUCUUACUGUGGUGGAGCAGACAGACUGGCAGUGCCCUUCCAGCCUGAGAAGCUGGUGAUGUUGCCCGAGAACGGGCGCGUCUACCACCCAGGCCCAGAGAAAGCUGGUGGUGUCGGGCUGGUGAAAUCGGCAUUGGCCUUUGAGCUGAGCUCCUGCUUUGAGUAUGAGCAAGGGCCCAGCCAGCCACCCACCCAUUUCCGCUGGCAGGACAAACGGUAUGCCCUCACUAAUGAAUUGCUUCGGUUUAUCCAAGUCAAAGAGGAGGGGGAAUCCUAGAACCAGCGCUUGAAAGUGUUCAGUUUGCCAGCCUGUGAACUGUAUAACCACCCUACCUAAUGAUAUGGGAGCGCCUGCAGCCAGCCUUUGCGGCAAGGGAGAGACACGUCCCAUCGUUCCGUGUGCCUUGUUUAUCCAGGAAGCCAAUCUGAUGAAGAAGCCGGUGGGAAACUUUCAUCAAAGGCCAGCUGCCACCUUGGGAAUGAACAUGGACAGUGUUUUUUGGAAUAAAAUGGUUCUGUUUCUUGUA